GCUACUGCCAUGACGCGACUUGGACCAAGCACGAGCGGCUCCGUGUUGCCGCCCGUUGCUGCCCCGUCUGGUUGCGUGUUUUCCGCUCGUCUGGAUUGUCUGCGUCAAAGGCCGCCUGUUUGGUCUAGGUAGGGCGCGGAAAUGGCAAAAAAUAUGCCUCCAUCAUUGACACGCCACCGAAUCCUAGCAGAUGGACAUUCUUUGGCUGCCUCCUUGCUCCUGGCUCGCAGUAAGUCGGCCAUUUUGCCUCUGGGCCUUGCAGCAUGCACGGUUCUACCACCGCUAUCCUUGUGCUUCUCCACGCUGCGGCGACGCUGGCGGUGCAAGACCCCUCCUUGUGCCGGCUCGUCGUGCUCUGCUUCACCAUCACCAACACCCCGUGCAACCGCCAACUCGGUGCGUGUCCUCCAUGUCUCUACGCGAACGCACAGGGCGGGUACCUUUGUUGGGCGAAAACAGGCCCGUCGUGCCCGUUCACAGACAAGUCGGAGCUCACAAUGUUCGACUGCUCUGGCAGCAACGCAACAACACCGACCCCAACAACAACGGCGGUACCAACUACGACGCCGACACCAAUAACAACGCUGACGGCAACAACAACAGCUACACCGACGACGGUACUACCAACGACGCCGACACAAACAGCCAACAACAGUACGCAGAACGUACCGGGACCGAGCGAAGGCGCCAACUCGAACAGCGCUAGCUCGGCUACGGCGAGUCAAACGGUGCUCAUGAUUGCGAUUGGCAUGGGCGUCGCGUUCAUGUUCGUGGCGGGUGUUUGCGCGCUCAUGUAUCGUCGCGAGAAGCGGCCGCGCCAGCCGUGUCCGCCUCCGACGCUCGUGGAUCCGCCACCACACAGUAAAUUCAAGCGCGGCGGCAGCAUCGCCAUGCAUGGGUCGCAGCUCCAGCGCAUCAACUCGGGCUUCUCGUCGCAGAACGACGACCUUUCACUGCGCUCAUUCCCAACGCCGUCGAGCUUUGGCGACGUGCAGAGCAUUCUCGGCCAGGGCCGCGACGACGUGCAACCGCACAGUACGAUCCACGAGUACAUCGACUCGGUGUCGUUUGCGCAGUUUUACCCGCUCCCGACAACAGCGACCGACGACAUUUCAGACUCGGUGUCGCAGUACCGGUCGACCAACUCGCUCGUACUCGAUGGGCGGUACAGCAAUUUUUCCAUCCUCUCGGACGACCCGCGCGACAACAACAACCCGAAGCUCCGCGUUUCGUGGGACGACGACGAGCGCGACAAGGAGGUUGAAAUCUAACGUCGCUUCCAUCCUACUAAAUUAUAUACACCAAUAUGUCAGUCAUCCAGCGUCCGCUAUCCCAGGCUAGGGCUAGGUGCAAAGUGUUAUAACUCGCAACGACGGUCUACAUUUCAUGC
Messenger RNA from Saprolegnia diclina VS20, 1390 nucleotides. RefSeq lists its product as hypothetical. The record is from RefSeq and is a predicted model, not a curated record. Lineage: Eukaryota; Oomycota; Saprolegniomycetes; Saprolegniales; Saprolegniaceae. The transcript is spliced from 2 exons. Bases 264 to 1271 code for a protein of 335 amino acids.